This is a messenger RNA of Cavenderia fasciculata, 2115 nucleotides long. RefSeq lists its product as uncharacterized. Lineage: Eukaryota; Evosea; Eumycetozoa; Acytosteliales; Cavenderiaceae. The record is from RefSeq and is a predicted model, not a curated record. Bases 1 to 2115 code for a protein of 704 amino acids. The transcript is spliced from 6 exons. Gene Ontology annotation, molecular function: protein binding.
AUGGAUUUAACAACAACAAUCAAAUGUAAAGUUUGUGGAUCAUUUGAAUCGACGUCGUUCGAUGCAUUUAGAUUACAUGGUAUCAAUCAUUGUAUACCUUUGAUUGAAAGAUACUUUGGUGUCGAUAAUAAUAAUCAAUUGCAAGAAGAAGAAGAAGAUAAGCAACAACAACAACAACAACAACAACAACAACAACAACAACAACAACAAGAUAUAUUAAAAAAGAGAAAGAGAGAUCAUCAUGUGAAUCAUCAACAUCAACAUGACACCAUUAACAAGAUGAUAGUUGAUCCUCCUCAUCCUCCUCCUCCUUCUCCUAAUUCUACAACAACAACAACAACAACAACAAGUCUAUUUAAAAGUUUAAUUGGGUCAACAUAUAUUAGACAUAUAAUAUUCAAACAUGCAAAAGAGAUAAACAAGAUUGUGAAAAGAAAAACACGGUUUAUAAUUAAUUAUCAAAUCUAUGGUAAAGAUAUCAUCAAAUUACCUCAUCUUGGAAUGAUAUCAGAUUAUGCAAUGCCAUGGGACUUUAUCAAACAUUAUUUACCCACCAAGGAUAAUGUAUUGGCAAAGAGAAGAUGGUAUGUUAUUAGUCGGUAUUGUACACACCCAAAUGCAACAUUGGAUACACUCAAACAUCUAUUGGAAUGGUCACCAGAUUAUGAUCCUCAAAAUGAAUUAGAGGAAUGUCAUCAAUAUUUAUUUUACAAUGUUGUAUCAAGAGGACACACAGAUAUACUGGAACUGCUGCUAAAAAGAUAUCCAAUGAUCUCUAUGAAUGGAAAUAGUGAUGCAUUGUAUGCUGCAGCAUUUAAUGGACAGCUAUCAACCAUUCAACUAUUAUGUUCAAUCAAAGGUAUAAAAAGUAGCACCAAUGAGAUGGAUGAAGCUGCAGAGAGAGGUCACUAUGAAAUUGUCAAGUAUCUUGAUCAAAAUCGCAGUGAAGGGUGUACCUCCAAAGCCAUUGAUCAAGCAGCAGCCAAUGGUCAUUUAAAUGUUGUCAAAUACUUGCUAAAUUAUAGAACUGAAUGUUGUACAACAUUGUCAGUUGAUAAGGCAGCAGAAAAUGGUCAUUUAAACAUUUUAGAAUGGUUAAAUCAGAAUCGAUAUGAUCACCAAUGCACAACAUUGGCGAUGGAUAAAGCUGCAGAGAAUGGACAUUUCGAUACUUUCCUUGAUACAAGAGGUGAACCAUGUACAACUGCCGCCAUUGACAAUGCAUGUUUAAAAGGUCAUUUAGAUAUUGUCAAAUAUCUUUUCCAACAUCGUUCAGAAGGUGGUACUAUUAAAGCUAUGGAUAAUGCAAAGUCGCUUGAAAUAGUUAGAUUCCUUCACAGAGCUGGGGCAGCAUGCUCAACUGCGGCAGUUGACAAUGCAUGUUUAAAAGGUAAUUUAGAUAUUGUCAAAUUCCUUUUUGAAAAUCGUACAGAAGGUGGUACUCAACAAGCUAUCAUUAAUGCUUGUAAAAGUGGUAACUUUGAUUUGAUAAAGCUUGUUAUUUCAAAUAGUACUGAAAAAUGUACAACCAAAGCAGUUGACGUUGCUAUAAAGAAGAAUUGUAGUUUGGAGAUUAUUAAAUACCUCGAUCAAGAAUGUUCAGCUCAUGGUUUGGUAAAUGCAAUCACCAAGAAUGGUCGAUUAGAUGUUGUGCAAUAUUUCCAUCAACGAUACCCAUCAUCUACUUCUAUUUGGACUAAUGAUGUAUUGGAUGAAGCUGCCCAAUCAGGUGAAUUGGAUAUUGUAAAGUUUCUUCAUGAAAAUAGAACUGAAGGAUGCGGUACUUUGGCUAUGGAUAAUGCAGCCAAGUGUGGAUAUAUUGAUAUUGUUAAAUUUUUACACUUUAAUCGUACAGAAGGGUGUUCAAGAUGGGCUAUGGAUAGAGCAGCACAAAACAAUCAUUUAGAGAUUGUUGAAUUUCUUCAUGAAAAUAGAACUGAAGGUUGCAGUGAUCUAGCACUUUGGGGGUCCAACCACCCAGAUAUUUACAAUUAUAUAUUGUCAAACAAAAUAAUACCGAUUAGAGAAAUUAAAAAUGGAAGGAUAAAAACAAUACAAUAUGAAGAUGAAAAGGAAGAUUACUUUGAAAUCAUUGAUCUCAUUAAUAAAUAUUAA